This is a messenger RNA of Aspergillus steynii IBT 23096, 2520 nucleotides long. RefSeq names its product TRAPP III-specific subunit 85 family protein. Gene Ontology annotation, biological process: protein localization to phagophore assembly site; endoplasmic reticulum to Golgi vesicle-mediated transport. The transcript is spliced from 2 exons. Gene Ontology annotation, cellular component: phagophore assembly site; TRAPPIII protein complex; cytoplasmic vesicle. The record is from RefSeq and is a predicted model, not a curated record. The coding region runs from base 211 to 2442 and encodes 743 amino acids. NCBI's taxonomy places the organism in Eukaryota, Fungi, Ascomycota, Eurotiomycetes, Eurotiales, Aspergillaceae.
CUUACUUCCACCUCAUCAUCCCUCAUAUCCCGCCCUCCGCUUGAUUUUCUUUCCUCUCUUUUCCCGCCUGAAUCUACCGUUGAAUUUUCUCAAUACCCUUCUGGUUCCUCGACAGCUCCCCCCGCCCCCUUUUCUUCUAUGUCUCCCGUUCAUGGGCGCCCCAGCCAGUUUAAUCUUUGUUAGUCUUGCAUCGGAACCCAAUCGGUGUCCAUGACAUCGCCCGGAGAUGCUGCUCCGGUCAGACCUCCGCCGUCUUUCUCGCCCGGCGUUCCCCGUGUCGCUUCGAAAUCGAGAUACCCAGACCAGCGGCGCGACUCGUCCCCGGCUUUAGAUGCAGACUUGGUGGAGUCGAGAAUCGGCGCAUCCCCUCCCCCUCCGCUCGCCUCGACGACGGCGGAGCUGCCGCUCAGGUCUGCGUCGCCUCAUGCCCGCUCGCUGAGGCCUUCAACGCCGCAAUUGGCUCGAUCUUCGCUCGGGUCUCCUAUCGAGGGGCGAGGGGAAGUGGCGGAGGAUUUACGGUCGUUGAUUCUACGGGCGUUCUCGCCGGUGGUCGGAGUGUACGCCUCCGUGGAUACCGACGAGCUAGUGCAACAAAAGGGGUUCAAGGGAGGCUUCUGGGACCUCAUUCGGCCGUUUGGGGAAAAUGUACCGGGCAAACUUGUCAUUCGGGAUAGCGUGGGGGCAAGCCGUGGCUGGGACGACUAUGGCGUUCGGUUUGUGGACCUGGGGAGCAGUCAGUGGGCUUCCGUUCCGGGUACGGAGCGAGUAUCGCCGCUCACUCAAGUGGAGGAGGUCUUGGAAAAGCAAUUGAACCCAGAUGGGAGUCUGCUGGGCGGAACACUGGGCGCUAAGGAUCUGCUGAGCUUUUCUUCGACGUCCCCGUUAUAUAAGAUGUUUCUGCGCCAGCUUCUUUCGGUAGCGACCGCGACGCCACACGAGACAUUUCGUCAUCCCGUCGCCAGUAUCAUCGUUAUCAGUUCGCGCAACACAUCACCCCUCGAGACCCUCAGGCGGCUAUAUGCAGACACCAGUAAUGGUGACAGAAGAUUGCCUGGGUGGAUUCAUCCGGAGUAUCUGCGAUACUAUGUCCUGGUGCACGACGAGGAUAGGGAUGAUAUAACAGAGUCCACCAAGCUCUAUGACCAGAUGAAACGGCACUUUGGACUUCACUGUCAUCUGCUGCGGUUACGGAGCAACCAAUGUGUCGUAACCGAUGAUGAUAGCGUCCAGGUGCCUGAAUGCGAAUGGCUGUCGCCGUCAGAACGUCUGUCAGACCAGGCGGCGCCCCUAGUGGAUCUCGACACGGAUGGCCUUCCUUAUCUAUUUGACUCCGACGUGACAGCAAUCAAAGCUUUUGUCCGCGAAUUGGUAGCGCAGUCUGUGGUACCAUUCAUGGAGAACCGAGUAUCCGUGUGGAAUGAUCAGGUGGCAUCUCGCAGGCGUGGGUUCAGCGGUCGUUUCAUGUCCAUGUCGCGACGAUGGGCAGGCUUUGGAUCGGGGUCUCGAUCCAGUUUUGCAGGGGCUGGAGGUGGAGCCAGUGGAAAUUACGACUCCGGCCAUGGCUUUUACAAACCCGGCGUACCGGAAGCUAUUUUGCGGAAGAUGGCCGAUUUUGCUUUUAUGCUUCGAGACUGGAAAUUAGCGGCAUCGACCUAUGAAUUGCUCCGCUCGGACUACGCAAACGAUAAAGCAUGGAGAUACCAUGCGGGCGCGCAUGAGAUGUGCGCCGUUAGUACACUCCUGGGUCCCAUUUCAGGACCAACCAAAGCCAAACUCGAGGGGAUUGAUCAAAUGCUUGAAACUGCCUGCUAUUCUUAUCUUACACGAUGCUCGGAUGCGCCCAACGCUUUGCGCUGUCUUUGUCUGGCAACGGAGUUGCUGAAAUUUCGUGGAGGCUCGGCGGUGGAGAGUGCGGCUAAAUGGGCCAUGCGGGCCAUGGACCUGGGAUUAGUCGGCUCUAUCGGCCAAGGGCUCUUGAGUGAACGGAUUUCAGCCUGCUAUGCUGCCCGAAAUCCCGUCACGGGAGUCAAAUGGGGAUCGCGUCGGAGAAAGGCCGGCAUGUGGAGCGUUCUUGCUGCCGACCUUUGGCUCAAACUCGGCCGGCCCUCGCUGGCAUCCGCGUGCCUCGAAGAAGCAGAACGUCUGUAUGCAGAUGUAUUGGAUGGCGAUGGCGCAUUCCCCAUGCCGGAGAUUCAGGCUUUCAUCGACAAUCUACGACACGCCGUGAAAGUGGAAUAUCUCGAGACGAGGGGACUCGACACGCAGGAUCAUACCGUCCCGGCGGAUCCCCUGGAGACAGAAGAAACAAGUGAGAAGCUAGACAGGCGCAAGAACCGACGAUCACUGAUGACCAAUCCGUUGGACUCAGCGGGAGGGUUCAAUCUAGAGCAAGGCAUCAGGGAUAAUGAUAACCCGGCCAAUGACGAUUUUGAACGAGCAUAGGUACUAAGAGGUCUUACGGGCGUAUGAGAGGAUAUUCGGUAUUUAAUAGACAUUCGUGAGCAAUGAACAUUGUGAUUG